This is a messenger RNA of Dibothriocephalus latus, 453 nucleotides long. The record is from the annotation of a GenBank genome assembly. Lineage: Eukaryota; Metazoa; Platyhelminthes; Cestoda; Diphyllobothriidea; Diphyllobothriidae.
AUAAACUUCUUUAUGCUCUUCAGCCGGCAAGGCAAAGUGAGACUGCAAAAAUGGUAUACAUCCAUUCCACUUAAAGAGAGAAAGAAGAUUGCACGCGAUCUUAUACCUGUGAUUUUGAGCAGAAAACCCAAAAUGUGCUCUAUCCUCGACUGGCGGGAUCUGAAAAUCGUCUAUCGGAGGUAUGCUAGUCUGUACUUCUGUUGCGCCAUCGAACCCGAAGACAACGAACUAUUAACCUUUGAAAUUAUUCAUCGUUACGUGGAACUACUGGACCGAUAUUUUGGAAGUGUAUGUGAAUUGGAUAUCAUAUUUCACUUCGAGAAGGCCUACUUCGUACUCGAUGAACUACUACUUGCAGGUGAGCUGCAGGAAACCAGCAAAGAAGAGAUCGUUCGUGAUGUGGACGCUCAGGACAUCCUCCAAGAGGUUAGCAUUAUGUAUGUUCUAACCUAA